Malurus melanocephalus (red-backed fairy wren) is the source of this 6559-nucleotide messenger RNA. RefSeq names its product protein tyrosine phosphatase non-receptor type 3 (gene PTPN3). The transcript is spliced from 27 exons. The record is from RefSeq and is a predicted model, not a curated record. Gene Ontology annotation, cellular component: cytoskeleton; cytoplasm; cytoplasmic side of plasma membrane. The coding region runs from base 157 to 3021 and encodes 954 amino acids. Gene Ontology annotation, biological process: protein dephosphorylation. Lineage: Eukaryota; Metazoa; Chordata; Aves; Passeriformes; Maluridae. Gene Ontology annotation, molecular function: protein tyrosine phosphatase activity; cytoskeletal protein binding.
UCACAGGUUUCUCAGGAGGGAGGAUAGCAUGUGACAGCACACAGAAGCCAAGAGUGCUGGAGAAGUUCAGAAGCCUGCAUGAGUUAGCUUAGCUUUCCAAAAUAUUUUCUGAAAGCACUUUUUAAGGGACCACUGACCUCUGCAACAGACAGCACCAUGGUGGAACAAGAGAUGCUGCUGUCGUGUGCUUAUCCUCCAGAAAAGUGUUAUUCAGCAAUAGUUAUGAACUCCCGUUUACGAGCCUUAGGUGGGAGGAUAAAUAACAUACGAGCAUCAGAGCUACCAAAAGAGAAAACCCGAUCAGAAAUAAUCUGUAACGUCCACUUUUUGGAUGGCUCAGUACAAAGCUUCAAAAUCAACAAACAAGACACUGGACAGAUUUUGUUGGAUAUGACCUAUAACCAGUUGGGUGUCACGGAAAAGGAAUAUUUUGGUUUACAGCAAAAUGAAACUUCAGUGGAUUCACCAUUUUUCAUUUCACAGCGAUGGCUUGAACCAAGCAAACCUAUUAGGAAACAGUUAAAAGGAGGUUUUCCCUGCACCCUUCAUUUUCGUGUAAGGUUUUUUAUACCUGAUCCUAACACACUUCAGCAAGAACAAACCAGGCAUUUAUUCUUUCUGCAGUUGAAGACCGAUAUUGCAGAAGGAAGGUUGUCAUGCCCCAUUAAUUCUGCUGUUGUCCUGGCAUCAUAUGCAGUACAAUCACAACUUGGAGACUAUAAUGCUUCAGURCAUUGUUCAGGAUAUCUGUCAAAUUACAACUUUAUACCGGAACAGAACAAAGAUUUUCUUAGCAAAGUAGAAAUGCUACAUGAGCAACACAGUGGYCUCAAGCAAUCUGAAGCAGAGUCCUGCUAUAUAAAUAUAGCACGAACACUKGAAUUCUAUGGAGUGGAAUUGCACAGUGGUAGAGAUCUCCAUAAUCUAGAUCUUAUGAUUGGGAUUGCAUCCRGUGGAAUUGCUGUAUAUAGAAAACUCAUCUGUACAAGCUUCUAUCCCUGGGUGAACAUAUUAAAAAUUUCCUUUAAAAGGAAAAAGUUUUUUAUACAACAACGGCAAAAACAUAAUGAAUCCAGAGAGCAUAUUGUUGCCUUCAACAUGUUAAAUUACAGAGCAUGCAAAAAUCUUUGGAAAUCUUGUGUAGAGCAUCACACAUUUUUUCAGGCAAAGAAGUCACUACCUCAUGAAAAAAAGAUAUUAUCACAUUAUUGGACUCUGGGUUCUAGAAAUCCAGCAAAGUCUGUAAACAACCAGUACUGCAGAAAAGUGAUAGGUGGGAUGGUUUGGAACCCAUCAUUGAGACGAUCCUUAUCCGUUGAGCACCUUGAGACCAAAAGCCUUCCUUCUCGAUCACCUCCUGUUACCCCCAAUUGGCGGAGUCCUAGACUGCGUCAUGAAAUCCGCAAACCACGACACUCAUCUGUAGAUAACCUUACAAAUGAGAUUAGUUAUAUUACUGAAACAGAGGAUGUUUUUUACACRUAUAAGGGCUCUCCAACAUCAAAGGACAGUGAUUCAGAGUUCUCUCAGAACCGUAGUCCACAGAGGAGGUCAUCAGAACAAGAAUCACCAAAGAAUGUAUUGGAAAACAGUCCUACACGGAGUUCUCUGACCCGUCUCUCACCUAAAGCCUUGGCUCAGUCUCCCAAUGGAGUUGGCAACAUUUCUGGCUCUUACCCGUUGGAAGGAGUGGAUAAACAGUUCUUAGAAACAUAUGACAACGCUACAAAAAGUAGCUCCAUGGAAGAUUCCAGUCAGUACUACUGYGAUAAGAAUGACCUAAUUGAAGGAGAUUUACUUUUGGUACGUAUCAUACCAGAUGAAGAAGGGAAGUUUGGAUUUAAUCUAAAGGGUGGAGUAGAUCAGAAAAUGCCUCUGGUGGUAUCAAGAAUAACUCCAGGAUCACCUGCUGAUAAAUGCAUUCCAAAGCUGAAUGAAGGCGAUCAGAUAGUAUUAAUUAAUGGCCGAGAUAUCUCAGAGCACACACAUGACCAGGUGGUCAUGUUCAUAAAAGCCAGCAGAGAAUCUCACACAAGAGAACUUGCACUUUUGGUCAGGAGGAAAGUAGUUCAACAGUUUGUGGAGCCYAAAUCAGAAGAUGAAGCUGAUUCCCACACUCUCCCAGAAUCUAUUCUUCCUGUCUGUUCGGAAUAUGGUGGUGACACACUGGAGGAGUCUAUGGAGCAGCUAAGAAGAGGACUGGAAAGUGGGACUGUCCUUAUUCAGUUUGAGCAACUUUAUAGAAAGAAACCAGGAUUGKCUGUUACAUGUGCAAAGGUACCUCAGAAUAUGGACAAGAAUAGAUACAAAGAUGUUCUACCUUAUGAUGCCACAAGGAUAAUAYUGCAAGGAGAUGAAGAUUACAUUAAUGCAAAUUAUGUGAAUAUGGAAAUUCCUUCUGCUGGCAUUGUGAACCGGUACAUUGCUACUCAGGGGCCUCUUCCACACACAUGUGCACACUUCUGGCAAGUAGUCUGGGAUCACAAAUUGUCACUGAUCAUCAUGUUAACAACUCUCACCGAACGAGGACGGACCAAAUGUCAYCAGUAUUGGCCUGAUCCACCAGAUGUAAUGGAAUAUGGCUGCUUCCGUGUCAGAUGCCACUCUGAAGACUGCACGAUUGCUUAUGUGGUCAGAGAAAUGGUCAUUACAAAUGUUGAGACAGAACAACAACACACCAUAACCCAUCUCCAGUAYGUAGCCUGGCCUGAUCAUGGCGUUCCUGAUGACUCCAUGGACUUCUUGGAGUUUGUGACCUUUAUGAGGCCAAAAMGAGUAAAGAAUGAGCCAGUUCUUGUUCACUGCAGCGCUGGAAUCGGUCGCACUGGCGUAUUGGUCACUAUGGAAACAGCCAUGUGUUUAAUUGAAAGGAACCAGCCUGUUUAUCCACUGGAUAUUGUACGGAAAAUGCGAGACCARCGAGCUAUGAUGGUGCAAACAUCAAGUCAAUACAAAUUUGUUUGUGAAGCUAUUCUUCGUGUUUACAAAGAAGGAUUGGUUCGACCACUGGAUUCCAGUUAGCACAGCAGUGAAGGAUGAAUUMUUUUUUCACCUACAAAAACUGCUCUUUAAGUAAAGCAAGGGCUCGUUUCUGAAAGCAACUAGAAUGGACUAGAAGCCCAUGGAAAGACAGAUGAGCACAUUUGAACUGUGGCACUUUAAAUUUCUCRAGAAGAUUGCUAAAUCAUGUACAGUAUAACGAAGUAACAUAGUUAAAUAUAUGACAGCAAUUGUGUGUAAUAUGCUUUAUUCACAUAGACCAUCAUAAACAAUCAUGGAAACCUUAACACAUAUCUUUUACUGCCUUAACACACCCUUUACUUUGGAAGCUACAAAGUUCCUUGUGUUUUCUUUGAAAUAGCAAAAAGAAAACUCCUAUUAUUGAACUUACUCAGCUUAAGAAGGUAUUUAAUAUAUUUAUAUUGUAUGAAAGUUCAUUGGAGGUGAAUAUCCGUAAAUUUCUUAUUGGGAUACUAAAUAUCCAUGGAAAUGUAACCUUGACUAAAAGGCUGAUGAAGAGCUUUAAAGGCUAAUGCAUAACUACUGUACACUGAGCUGGAGAAAUUUAGCAUUCAGUUUCCRUAAAUCUAUUAGUGAGUAUGCCAGCUGUUAUAAUAUGCUGCUUAGAAAUCACAUCUACUGUAUGUGAUGUGAAAAUAAUGCUGCAUUUAGGCAUUUAUGCAGAUGGUACAGUCUACAUCUUCUGUUGAUCCAUUUUAUUUGCAACUUGCCCUUUUGACAGUGACCUACUUCUUACAAUUUUAGUUAUUGCACCCCUUUUCUUUUGUUUCUGCUGUCCAUCUCCCUUACACUUUUCACUGUUUUUUCCAUAUGUGGACUGAAAACAUUUUAACUUAAAAUGAGAUUUAAUUCUCUGUCACGUUUGUUUCCAUGUGUAUUUAUGAGUUUUCAGAUGUAAAUGUGGAUUAAUGUUGCACACAAGUACUAGACUUUGGACUUACUUGUAUAUGCAAAGUAGUCUAAUCCAAUACUGGAAGAAAAAUUACUACUGAACCCAUCAAAUAUGUUGCUGCUAUUUCAAGGUGUGAAGCUUACAGGGGCACAGGUGUUGCUAGUGUUCAGAUGGUGAUAAAAUGUUGACUUGCUGCCCUCCAGCAAAAAUGCYCUUAUCCAGUGAAACACGACUCCUUUUUGCAAGAGUUCUGCAGAUUUACUGUGUUUCUUGCUUAUACAGAAAUGCAGUUAAAUUCAACAGAAGAUUUACGUGGAAAGAGAGAAUGAAUUUGUACAUUGAUGAAUAAUUCACCCUAAGGUACACUGGUCUCUAUUUCAUUUCAGAUGGGAGAAUUGGACUUUUUGAACAAUAUAACCACAUUUGUAUAAUGUUAAAUUAUUUUGUGUGUGCUUUUUGAUUAACCUGAGAUAGUUAUUAAUUUUUAAUAGUGUUUAAAAAAUAUUCUARGGGACUGUUUAAAACUCUGUUAUUUAAAAACUUAGUCCUAAGUAAGGAAACAUUUUUAUGGGGCUUAUUAGCCAGAUGUUUAUAUGUAUAAAAGAGAAAAUUAGAUAAUUUUUUUUAGAGAUAUAUAUGCACACACAUAUUCAGAUAUAUUUUAGAAUUAUGGUUUCUUUUAUAGAUAUUAUCAUUUAUAGCUGGAGUUUCAUUAUAGAAACUAUCACAGCUGUACAAUAUGCAUCUCUCAUGUUACUGGAAGAUUAUGAUUUUUUUCCCCAGGAGAUAACUAGAAAGUGAAUGUAGGAUGAGCUUAAUCRUUUGUCUUUUGUAGGCUUGGUCUUUUUUCCAAGAUUACAUUAUUAGUUCUAGCUAAAAAAAUAUAUUUGGUUACUAUUUAUAGAUCAAAAUACUUUUAAUUAGGAUGUACAGGGUAAUUGGCAACAUGGAAACUUUCUUGGCUUUGUUAGRUUGAAAGGUGAAUAGGUUUGUGCUCAUCCUUAUGUACUGCAUUCCAAAUUUCACUUCAACUAAUGUUUUUGUAGUACUUCAGAUCAUUGUCAUCUUGCUUGAUUGGGCAUAGGUUAGAAGGCAAAAGACCAUGCCUCUGAUUCACUCUUACCUUGUUAAAUUGCAUCAGGUAGCUCAAUCUGUUAAUGAAUGCAAAUGUAAAAUGAUAAUAGACAGGCACAUGUUACUUGGGAAGCUUCUUUGAAAAAUCCGUGUGGAAAAGUGUUGCACACGUACAGGCUGCUUGCUGCUGGUAGGAUAUUGAACAGUGAGUAAAUCUAACAGCUCUUUCCUAUGCAAAGAAUGUCUCCUGGAAGGGUAACAAAAGUACAAAAGUCUCCUGUUUGUUAAGUGUGUGCCUGUCCRUUAAACAUAUGUUUUUUUGGUUUUUUUUUUAAGUUUUAUGUGCCCAGGUCUCAGAGUCAUCCCUUGCAGUUGGCAUGACUUGCAUAUAAUAGCUUGUCAAGAAGUGAAAAAAGGCAAGAAAAUAAAUUGUAAGAAAAUAUUUAGAGCAUCUUUGUGACAUCUGUGUCUUUCAUGGAAGUACCCAUGGUUUCUAUGUGUUCAGGGUUAUUCCUAUUUUCCAAUUGCUAUUUAUGUUUCUUCAUGUUGAAUAUGUACYGACCAAAGCACUGUAAAUGUAUUCCUCAUGAAACUGCAGUCUCAAGAUACAUGGUAUAGGCUUGACUUAGGUUAGUACGUGCACAUUUAAGUGAUGAUGGKCAUGUGACAACAAAUGCUGCUCUUGUGCUGGUAAACUUGGAUGGGUUUGGUCAAACCAUUGGGGAGCUCUUGGAUUUUAAUAAUUUGUUUGAAAUUGCUGGCCAUGGAGAGACUGCUCAAAGCUAURAAAAUAGUAAUCUCUACAAGUUGGUUUUUUUUUUUUAAAUACCUUAGUAGAAAUAUUAAGUAUCUUGUAUAUUGUGUCCAUCUUUAUUUCAGUCUUGCUGGGUUUUGCACAUGUACCUGUAGGGUCCAUAGGGGAGAAUUGAAGGGGUUUUGUCUUCUCUCUUUAGUGUGUGUGAUGACUUUGCACUGAAUGAAGUAUGCCUUAGAUCUGACCUUGCAAUGAAAGCAUCRUUAUGAAAACAUCUUUAAUACCAGCUUUUGUUUCCACAAAAAAUAAGAAAUCACAAAGACAUAGAUUUAAUUGAUCAUUUUGGGGUUUUUUGGUGGAAGUUAAAACUUGUAACCACAAGGUUUUUAAUUGUCAAGCAAUUGGCAAAUGGCAAAAAAUGCUGUGAAGACAAGAUUCUGUAUAACCUUCAUAAACAGUUUAACCUUGAUUUCUCCUAUGCUGGCAUGAUCAUGAAAAUAAGUAUUCAAAAUGUCUGGUGUGGUGGUAGAUGAAGAGGGAGCAAUAAACCUUUGAGGUUUUCAUCACUGUGAAAUACACUAACAUUUAUGUCUACGGAAUUAAACAAAUUUUAACUUGGUGGCUUUAUAUUUGAUAUGGAAGUAACUAAACUGCCUAUUCAGCGUGUCUCCAGAAAUCUCACAGGGAAACACUUCUGAGACAGAGGUGAAAGGGACAGAGCUUGCUAUUUAUUAAAAUAAGAAAAACAGUGCCCUAAACCAUGAAUGCCUUUUGUAUAACCAGAUGUAUGAAAUACAAAUCAUUAAAAUACAACCAAA